UCCUUUUGUGCGAAUUAAUUCGGAGUUUAUUGCAAUGCCUUCAAACAGAAUACAAAGUGGAAGUUUAAGCAGCAACUCAAAUACAUUCCUCAUUAAUGUAAAUGAACAAAAGAAAAACUCAAGAAAUACGAUAUUUCGCGCACCUAAAUCUUUGCAAGAAAAAGUUUUAGUCCUCUUGUCAUGUCUCCUUCUCAUCAUUUCUACUGUUUUCUUAAUUUCUCUUUGGAUUAUGUCAAGCAGAUGGAAAACCACAUUGUCGCAACUAAAAAGUAUUUAUGUAGAAGAAGAUGAUAUUUGUGAUACAGAUGCUUGCAAAGAAACAGCCAAAGGCCUCCUUUCGAAUUUAGAUCCGAGCACGGAUCCCUGCGUGGACUUCUACCAAUAUGCAUGUGGUGGAUGGAUGGAAAAACAUCCCAUUCCAAAAGGAAGACAGGCAUAUAUGGUUCAUGAGGACCGUCAAAAAGAAAUGACACUUUCCAUUACAGAUUUAAUAUUAAAUGAAAGUAAUGAAACUACAACUUCCAAAUCUGUUGAAAAUGCUAGAAAACUUUACAAAGCCUGCAUGAAUAAAGAUGCCAGAAAUGAAAUAGGAAUGAAGCAAUUACAGGAUCUUGUAAAGCAAUACGGAGGGUGGCCUAUGAUUGGCGACAACGAAUGGACAGAAGACGGUUAUGAUUGGCAAGAAAAAGCGGCAAAGGCAAAUAGAAAUCUUUUCACAGAUAUUUUUGUGGACAUAUCUUUCAUGAACAAUCUUGUGGAUAACAGAUAUUACAUAAUGGAGCUGCAAAGCGGUUUCUUUCCUUUCGCAAGUGGCAGAGAUCACGAUUUCUUGAACGAAACUUACAGAGAAGAAACGUGCGAUGACAUCAUGGACAUCGCUCGUCUUAUGGGCUCUACGCUCGACGAUGACACACUCAGAGAGCAAGCCGAGGAAAUAGUGGAGUUAGAUUAUCUCUUUUUUAAUGCUAGCAUGGAAUCAGUAGAUGAACAGGAGAGCCUUGCAAAAGCAGUUGGGGAAUUGAACUCGGAAGUCAAUGGCGAAACAUUCUCUUACAUAGGAUUCCUUAAUCAUCAUCUUCAGAGCGAUACUCCGAUUAAAAACGAUACGGUUUUAUACGUGUAUCAACCGGAGUACUUUUUAAGGCUUCCGAGCAUAAUGGCUUCUGUGAAGAAAAGAACGAUAGCCAACUACAUCGCCUUCAACAUCGUCUACUUUUUCGCCGAAUACUCAUCGGAUGAAAUUCGUAAUUUAACUUAUGGGAACAAAUCCAUAACGCAGAAAUCUGAGGCAAGAUUGUGCCAGCGAAUAACCAAGUCCUUCAUGUCUUUGGCCGUCGGGCGGAUGUAUAUAGACCGGUACUUCCCUCCUCUUACACGAAUGCAUGUGAAGAAAAUGGUUGAAAUGAUACGCUUGGCGUACAGCUCGACAAUCGAUCAAAAUACCUGGAUGGAUGAGAACACCCUGCUGUAUGCUCUAGUCAAGCUGCAAAGUAUACAGAAUAUGGUUGGUUACGAAGACUGGCUUCUCGAUGAUGUGGCACUCGAUGCUUUUUACGGAAAGCUCGGAGAUGUGCAAGAAGAUAACUUCUUUGACGCUGUCGUGACUCUCUGCACCAUUUUAAAUGACGUGAAAUACUCGCGUUGGAACAAAACAGGUGUUAGAAAUGAAACAGACUUGAUGGCCAACGAUCCCGUUGUUGUGAAUGCAUAUUACAUACCCAGUACAAACUUUAUUUCUUUACCGGCAGGGAUGUUUGGCUAUCCCUAUUAUAAAUAUGGAAGAAUAGACUCUAUCAAUUAUGGAGCUAUUGGAACCGUUAUUGGACAUGAAAUAAGCCACGCCUUCGACACUACUGGCCGGAAUUUCGACCACUUGGGCAAUUUGAGAGAAUGGUGGACGAACGGAACCAAAGUGAAAUUCCUAGAAAAAGCAGCAUGUUUCGCGCAUCAGUACAAUAAUUACAAAGAUUUGCUUUCCCCUGUUACGGUUGAUGGAACUUUAACUCUCGGAGAAAACAUAGCAGACAACGGAGGUGUAAGGAACGCCUUUAAAGCAUUUCGACUGCACUUGGCUCUAUCAGGAGAAGGACUGAAUUAUAGAAAAAGACUGCCUGGCUUAUCUGCAAGUCCAGAACAGCUCUUUUUCUUGGGCUAUGCAUCAAUUUGGUGCGCAAAUAUGACUCAUAAAUAUGCCAUGGGCUUCAAGGAGAAUGACAAUCAUAGUCCUAACAAAAUAAGGGUCAAUGUCCCUCUGGCCAAUUUUAAAGAAUUUGCAAAGGCGUAUCACUGCAAACCUGGUUCUCCAAUGAAUCCCACAGAAAAAUGUGUUUUAUGGUGAUUUCCUGAAUAAAAGAAAUACUUUGUGCCAAAAUGAAAUUAUACGUGAAGUGUUAAUAAAAAAUAAAUACUAUUGAAA
Molecule: messenger RNA, 2416 nt
Organism: Argiope bruennichi
Lineage: Eukaryota; Metazoa; Arthropoda; Arachnida; Araneae; Araneidae
Product: neprilysin-1-like
Exons: 22
Coding region: 35-2338 (767 amino acids)
Biological process (GO): protein processing
Cellular component (GO): plasma membrane
Molecular function (GO): metalloendopeptidase activity
Source: RefSeq, a predicted model, not a curated record